Molecule: messenger RNA, 798 nt
Organism: Cetraspora pellucida
Lineage: Eukaryota; Fungi; Glomeromycota; Glomeromycetes; Diversisporales; Gigasporaceae
Source: the annotation of a GenBank genome assembly
AUGUCUUAUGAUAACUAUUGUCAACUGGCUGCUGCUGAAUCUCAACUUAUUCGAGAGCAUCAAGUUGCAAAACGAAGAAUCGAGAUAACAAAUAUAAUAAAUAAAAAAAUUGAAAUUGAAACUUUUAGCACUAAUGAAGCUCAGUCUUCUCCAUCUACUCUUGUUCUAAGAGAUACAAUUAAGUUAAAACUUAGAGGUGAUGGCCAUAAUAUUAUCAAUAUUGCAUCUUGGUGGGAUAUGGAUCAAGAUUGGGCUAAUACUGGAAAUUCUAAAUGCAUGAAAAAACCAGUUUUAUUUCUAGCAAUUGAUCAAAAAAAUUACAUUUCUGAUGAAUUAUACUUGUUUUUAUGCAUAUCAGAUGUUUUAAUGGAAUGUUUAUUUAAUGAUUUGUUUAAAAAAAAAGAAUUCGAAAAACAAAUAAAACUAAUCAUUGAGGCAGCGUUCAAUGACCUUGCAAUUCAAUUUGAAUUUUUUAAAUUAAUAGCAGAUGUUAUACCAUAUAUGCAUGUAUUUGCAAAAUAUAUAUUUUUAUUUAUGCAGCAAUUAAAAGCUGAAGGUCUCUCUUUACAAUUUUUUUCUACUUCGAGUAUAGAAAAAAAAACUAUGAUCAGUACUACGAUGGAAGGUGAAAAUAAAGAACAAUCUGUUGUUUACAAUAUUAUGUCCUUUGAAAAUCGGCACCUUUUUUAUUUAACUAAUAAUACUUCUAAGAAGACUAUUAUACAAAAUAUCAAUGCAUAUAAUAAGAAAAAUUUUCAGCUUAGCUGGUCAAAUCGGUUGGUUAAUUUCUUAUAUUAA